AUCUGGGAAAGAAUUCAGAAAGGAAAAUUCAACAAACCUGUUAAGUAGGCAAAUAGUUGCAACACAAUAUUAACUAACCAAAAGCUGUCCACACCUACCAUAACUACAACUACUACUCUCCCUCUGCUCCUCUACUCCUCAACCUCCAUCUCUCUCUCUCUCUCUCUCUCUCUCUCUCUCUCUCUCUCUCCCUCUCUUAGCUCUGAAAAUGGAGGUUUUGAACUCCUGGGACCAAUGGGUCGAGGAGUCUCUUUCAAAGCUUGAAGCUUUGCAACUCCUUCGUUCUCUCAGACCCAUUUACCUCCGCAAUGAACCACAAAAUCCCAUUGGAGAUGAAUACCAAAAAGCCUCAAAACCCAUUGAAGAUGACUUCGAGGUGUUUGACAAAAUGCAGCCGUUUGACCGGUCCUCUGUGGAGGUUGAGAUUUCGGAGCCCACAUUUCUCAAAUGGGUUCAUGAAGUUACCAGUUCCGGUGAUGAGGCUGUCUGCAGAGAUGAUUUAGGUGACCAUAAAUCAGAGUCGUGUCCUCGGCGAUUCAAAAAGUUACUUUUGUUCUCUGGAAAUGACUAUUUGGGCUUGAGUUCACAUCCUACUAUUGGCAAGGCUGCUGCAAAGUUUCAAAAUCAGGCAGCGCAAGAACACGGAAUGGGUCCCAGAGGUUCUGCUCUUAUAUGUGGAUAUACCAAUUAUCAUGGGAUGCUGGAAUCAUGUUUGGCAGACUUGAAGAAGAAAGAGGAUUGCCUUCUUUGUCCCACCGGGUUUGCAGCCAAUAUGGCCACGAUGGUAACGUUAGGAAAUGUUAGCUCUCUGCUGGCUUCUGGCAGAAAACCUUUGCAGCAUGAAAGAGUUGCUAUUUUUUCUGAUGCCCUGAAUCAUGCAUCAAUAAUUGAUGGUAUUCGUCUUGCUGAGCGGCAAGGCAGUGUAGAGGUGUUCAUCUAUAGACAUUGCAACAUGACUCACCUUAAUGCAUUGUUAUCAAGUUGCACAAUGAGGAAGAAAGUUGUUGUGACUGAUAGCUUGUUUAGUAUGGAUGGAGACUUUGCACCAAUGAUUGAGCUUGUGAAACUACGCAAGAAGUAUGGAUUUUUGUUAGUUAUUGAUGAUGCUCAUGGAACAUUUGUUUGUGGAAAAAGUGGUGGUGGAGUGGCUGAAGAGUUCAACUGUGAAAAAGAUGUUGACAUAUGCAUUGGCACUCUGAGCAAGGCUGCAGGUUGCCAUGGUGGUUUCAUAGCUUGCAGUAAAAAGUGGAAGCAACUCAUACAAUCAAGGGGCCGCUCUUUUAUAUUUUCAACUGCUUCACCAGUACCCAUUGCUUCUGCUGCCCAUGCAGCUGCUGUUAUUGUGGCAAGAAAGGAGACUUGGCGUAGAAGGGAAAUAUGGGAUCGGGUUCGGGACUUCCGUGCUCUAACUGGAAUCCCCAUCUCAAGUCCCAUAAUAUCUCUUAUUAUAGGGAGUGAAGACAAGGCUCUGGAAGCCAGCCGGCAUUUGCUGAGAUCCGGUUUCCAUGUGACCGCAAUCAGACCCCCAACAGUGCCACCCAACUCAUGCAGGCUUCGAGUUACUUUGUGUGCAACACACACGAGGGAUGAUUUGAAGAGGCUCACAGCUGCACUUUCCCGGUGCAUCAAUUUUCAAGAUAUUAGCAUCAACGGUUCAAAUGUAUAUGCAAGGAUGUAGGUCUUCAUUCUUUACAGUUAAUUUCUUCUAGUCCUUGAUGGUAGCAGCCUACGUUGGAAGUUGCUAAUCAUAUCAAUUUGAUUUUAGAAGCAAAAAUCGUUUCAAUUGUUGAAUAACUUUGAAAUUUUGAAAUUACAAAACAAUUUUUUUUUAGUUACCUGAUCGUUCAACGGUUAGUUUUGUCUAUUCGCUGUACUAAAAGCAGUAAAGCAGCACCCAUUACAAGUUUGCAGGUUUAGGAACGAUAUUAAUAUGAGAAAUUCACGGCCACUCUUAUUUUUUAUUUUUGUUUGAGAGAAACUGUCAAUAGUUUCAUUAUUUGAUAAAUAAAAUUGUUUGAAUAUUCUAUUUA
Molecule: messenger RNA, 2030 nt
Organism: Ziziphus jujuba (common jujube)
Lineage: Eukaryota; Viridiplantae; Streptophyta; Magnoliopsida; Rosales; Rhamnaceae
Product: 8-amino-7-oxononanoate synthase
Exons: 11
Coding region: 209-1678 (489 amino acids)
Biological process (GO): biosynthetic process
Molecular function (GO): pyridoxal phosphate binding
Source: RefSeq, a predicted model, not a curated record